Messenger RNA from Durusdinium trenchii, 507 nucleotides. Lineage: Eukaryota; Dinophyceae; Suessiales; Symbiodiniaceae. The record is from the annotation of a GenBank genome assembly.
AUGGCAGCAAUGACUGAGAUGCCAAUGAGGAGCACCUUGAGCAAUGGGAGUAAUUCCAGCUUGGGCAGCACGAUCUCAUCAAGCUCUACCGUUCGAAGUGAGCCGCGCCAACUGCUGCUGCUUUUGUCUAGCCGACGGGUGGAGACUGCAUUGAGGUCAGCACAGGAUCAGUUGAAGAUGAAGAUGAAUAAGGAUUCCUUGAGCCUUGGAAAGUUGCUCAAGAUCAUCGCGGAGGUGCAUGCCUUGUGGAAGCUUCGAGAUCUCUGGGGAUCAAAGCCGGACGAAUCUUGGGGAGUUUUCCUUGAUCGUUUAUCGCAGACCUUGGGACCUGGAUGCCGAUCAGUUGCUCUGCUUCAAGUCGAGGACUGGCGAGCAGUGAAGGACUUGUGCACAGGAAGCUCAACAGAGCUUUUGAGUGACUUGAUCGAUGCGGCCUUGUGCUUCCACCACAGCCCAACACCUUUGCAAGUGCUUCGUCUUUCCACUGUCUUGGAUCGUCUAAGGUGA